CUUCUAGCAAGUGACGCACUCUGCAACGCGUACCAUCAGCGUCUGGGUGGCACAACAGCAGCCGUGCGCAACUUAUGCAGAAGCCACGUCCUUUCAAAAGCAGUGCAGCAGAAGGCAAACCCCUACCAGCUGGCGACAUAACCUGUAAACAGUCACACCGUACCAGAUAGAGCAUUUAACACCCACAGUUGAAGUGGAAACAAUACGAUUAAUGAUCCACCGUAUUGAAUAUCCAUCAUUUUAGAAUUGUGUGCAAAAUGUCUGCAGAAGAAAUUGCUAUCGAAAAAUUAACCCUAAAUGGCAUAGCCGAGGAUGACGAUAUCGUUGAUCCAUGGAACGUACACAGUAAAAACGACGCUGGAAUAGAUUACGACAAGCUGAUCAAAAGAUUUGGGAGCUCUAAAAUUGAUGAGGAGCUGCUGGCACGUUUUGAGAAACUUACUGGCAGAAAACCACACCACUGGCUACGACGUGGAAUUUUCUUUUCCCAUCGUGAUCUAAACAUCAUUUUGAAUAUGUAUGAACAAGGAAAGCCAUUCUAUCUAUAUACCGGAAGGGGCCCCAGUUCAGAAUCGAUGCAUUUGGGUCACUUGAUACCAUUCAUGUUCUGCAAAUGGUUGCAGGAAGUGUUUGAUGUUCCCCAAGUAAUUCAGCUCACUGAUGAUGAGAAGGCAAUAUGGAAGGACUUGACAAUCGAAGACGCAAUAAAAAUGUCUUACAACAAUGCCAAAGAUAUUAUUGCGUGUGGAUUUGAUCUAAGAAAGACAUUUAUAUUUUCUGAUUUAGAACACAUUGGUAGUAAUCCAGCUUUCUAUCAAAAUAUGAUAAGGAUACAGAGGUGCGUUACUUUCAAUCAAGUAAAGGGAAUCUUUGGGUUUGGCGACAGUGAUCCUAUUGCCAAAAUAUCAUUUCCUCCGACACAAGCAGCACCUGCAUUCUCCAGCUCAUUUCCAUUCAUCUUUACAAAUGCAAAGGUGAACUGUCUGAUUCCCUGCGCCAUCGAUCAAGAUCCGUACUUUCGAAUGUCCAGAGAUGUGGCUCCAAGAAUAGGUUUCCCAAAGCCAGCCUUACUUCACUCCAUCUUCUUUCCGGCCCUCCAAGGACCUAAGACUAAAAUGUCCGCCAGUGAGAGCAACAGUGCUAUAUUCUUAAAUGACAGCGCCAAGCAGAUUAAGAAUAAAAUAAACAAGCACGCAUUUUCGGGCGGUCAAACUACUGUCGAGGAACACAGAAGAUUGGGAGGAAACUGCGAAGUCGAUAUUUCUUACCAGUGGCUGACGUUCUUCUUGGAAGAUGAUGAGAGACUUGAACAACUCAGAAAAGGUUACACCGCUGGGGAAAUUUUGACUGGUGAACUGAAGAAAGAGCUCAUCGAAGUUCUGCAACCACUGGUAGCAGCUCACCAGGAUAGGCGAAGUAAAGUCACCGAUGAAGUAGUAAAGCAAUACAUGUCACCCCGGGAUCUUGGCUUCAUCCCACAAAAAUGAAGAAGAAAUACUUCUAGGCACUAGUAUUAUAAAAACGAACGCUUAUUUAAUGGUUGCAUCGUAAAUAUUAUUUAUUGAAAUAAAAAUAAAUAAGCUACCGAACUGUG
Molecule: messenger RNA, 1594 nt
Organism: Athalia rosae (coleseed sawfly)
Lineage: Eukaryota; Metazoa; Arthropoda; Insecta; Hymenoptera; Athaliidae
Gene: TrpRS
Product: tryptophan--tRNA ligase, cytoplasmic
Exons: 3
Coding region: 258-1487 (409 amino acids)
Biological process (GO): tryptophanyl-tRNA aminoacylation
Cellular component (GO): cytoplasm
Molecular function (GO): tryptophan-tRNA ligase activity; ATP binding
Source: RefSeq, a predicted model, not a curated record